Molecule: messenger RNA, 4004 nt
Organism: Perca fluviatilis (European perch)
Lineage: Eukaryota; Metazoa; Chordata; Actinopteri; Perciformes; Percidae
Gene: gpr180
Product: G protein-coupled receptor 180
Exons: 10
Coding region: 102-1406 (434 amino acids)
Biological process (GO): response to pheromone; G protein-coupled receptor signaling pathway
Source: RefSeq, a predicted model, not a curated record
GUAACUUGACGCAGCUAAGCCUGUUCACUUCUGGCUUCGUGGCUCAUUGAAUUCGUUAGCUAACGUUUAUUUGUCGAUAACGUUGAACUGCAUAAGGGAAAAUGUCGUAUUUAUUAGUCACGUUUGUGGCUAUAGUGCUGCUAAGUUCGGAGGCCUCUGGGAAAAGCGUUACGGGACUUUUUAACAGCGAAGCAGCGAGACAGCAGAAUGGCCAGUUCAUCACUAAAUUUAUGUACCAAGGUGAUAAUGGUAUGUUGGUGAUCAGGCUGGACAAUUCUGCUCUGGCUACAGAGAAGGAGUCCAGAUUGCUGCUGUAUAAGGAUAUGGACUCAAGCCUUGACAACCUAAACUGCUCUGAGAGGCUCGCUAAAGCUCACAUCCCCGUUUCUCUCAGUGACCAAGAACACAACCAGACGAUCCCUCGUCAGUCCUCUCCUACAACCUGGCAGGCCCUAUAUGCUGACAGAUACACAUGUCAGGAAAAUGCAGUGAUUCCUUCCCACGCUGAUCUCAGUUUUACCAUCUUGUUGUUUAACGCCGACUCGGCUGGAAAUCCUCUGGAGCACUUCAGCGCAGAGGAGGCAGGUCUCCAUAGUUUUUACUUCCUCCUCCUGCUGGCCUACUUCAUAGCCUGCUGUAUCUACAUCCAGCCUCUGCACCAGGCUCUGAGGAAAGGAGGUCCCAUGCACACUGUCCUCAAAGUGCUGACCACCGUGCUGGCAUUACAGGGCUUCUCCGCUCUCUGCAACUACAUCCACUUCGCCAGGUAUUCCAGAGAUGGUACUGGUAUUCCUCUGAUGGGCAACCUGGCAGAGUUCUGGGAUAUGGUGUCCCAGGUGUCCAUGCUGUACAUGUUACUGAGUCUGUGUGCGGGCUGGACUCUGAGCCGAGGCAGGAAGCCUCAGUCCAGACCUCUGCAGUGGGAACGGUCUCCGGCGUCCACGGCUGUUGCUGUUGGCGGAGUCGUUCUACAGGGGGCGUUGCUGCUGUGGGAGCAGUACUCAGAAUCGGAGAGUCAACAUCGCAGCUACCACACCCCGCUGAGUCUGGCAGGUCUCCUCCUCAUGGCUCUGAGAGUGGGCCUGGCCCUCCUGCUGGCCUCUGUCCUCUACCAGAUCAUCUCCACCGAGCGGAGCACCCUGAAGAGGGACUUCUACCUCUGCUUCGCCAAGGGAUGCUUCCUGUGGUUCCUCUGUCAUCCCGUCCUCUUCGUCACGUCGGCUGUCUUCAACAAGCACCAGAGGGAGAAGGUAGUGACUAUCGGUGUUAUCCUCUGCCAGGCCAUCGCCAUGGUGAUCCUCUACCAGCUCUUCCUGUCUCGUUCUCUCUACUGGGAGGUCUCCUCUCUCUCCUCGGUGUCUCUGCCACUCACCAUGUCCAGAACGAACCACAGGGGGCGCUACUGAGCACAUCCACUCUUGCGCUUUAUGAGCGAGGGGAGAAACAUGCUACAACACAGAGGCGUCCCACCUCCCUUAACGUCCCAGGGUGUCAGAGGAGGGACACCUCCUGAGCAUGAAGACAGAGAGCGGUGUAACACUGCAGGGACCGCUCUCCUUCACUGUUAACUGUUACCUAUUGGUUACUGGUAAGCAAUUUAGCAGGGAACUGUAGCACGGGGUCACAAAAUGACCAGAGGAAGAUAUUUACAGCAACACCCUACCUCUAGUUACUGGAGCCAACAUCUACAUUACUGAGCAGGAGGAAAGCUGUUUAAUGCAAGACGACCUAGAGAAGGGACACGAGGCUUUCCGUGACACGCUGGAUGUCAUAAUAACUAACAGCCAAAAGUACAGCUUGAAAACCGACUCACGCGAGCAUGUUAACCCUCCUGUUGUCCUCGGGUCAAAUUUGACCCGUUUUCAAAGUUUCUAUAUAUUAGAAAUUGGGGUUUUUUUUCAACCUAAUUUCCCAAAAAUAACAUGGAUGGUUCCAUACAAUGCUCUGCUCAAGUUAAAUGAAGGAUCAGUUCACUACUUUCAUUGAAUUGUGGGUGUUUUAUUCAAUGUUAUAGCAUUUGAAAAAAACAGUUGGUUUUAAAAACAGCACCCUGACUAAACGUCUACAUACCUUCCUCUGAUCUUGACUAUUAGUCAAAAUAAUUCACAAUUUCAGCUUUUUAACUCAAACAUUAGAUAUAACUUCAUAUAAAUGACGUUUAUUGACCAUUAGUUCCAGAAAAAAAAAGUGUAAAAAAAAAACUAAUAAAUUGGUGUUAGUCGUGAAAAAAAAAAAAAAAAGCACAGAAAAAAGAGACAGAAAAGUGUCAAUUUUGGACCCUGGAGGACAACAAGUCGACGGGAAGACAACACAAGGGUUAAAGAUGGAUCGCCAAGAUUCAAGAUUUUAGGAUGCGUCUGCAAAUGAAAAAAAAAAAAGAUUGGCUCGUGAUGGAACAAAUACAAUCUUUGUGCUCUUGGCUUUGAUAAUCCCACUUUUAUGUCUUAAAGGAUAAGGCCGGUAUAUUUUUCUUAUUGUCAACAAAUCCCAUGAAAAGCCAAAAUCAACAAUUAGUAUGUCUGUAUUUUUUUUUUACUUUUCAGCCCAGUCUGUGGCCAUUGGUUCCUAUGAAGAUGUUCAUUUUUCAAAACUUGUCAAAAAUAUAUAGUUUCAUUUUCAAAAACGUCUCCGUGAUUUCCUAGAACAGCUGGGCGCCGCAGUUGUGACGCAGAUGCUACUCAAACAGGAGGAGAUUGUGCAUUUCUGGGUACUAUUUUUUUCACCUGCGGAUGAAUCCACAUUUGGUGCUCUGGUGAGUAUUUCUGGCAGCAGGUCCAUGAACGUUGGAUUAAGUCAAAACAAACUACGGUGUGUGUGUGUUCAUGGUAAUGAAGGAAUAUGUCACCCAUGCAACAGUGUGGCUAGUUAAUGUGUUUUUAAUAGUUGUUGGACAACAAUGGAGUUCUAUGGUAAAGAGAAAUGCAAUAUAUCAGGCUUUGGCUCCACAGACAAUACAUUGUAGGUCUUUUCAUGGGUUUUAUUUACAAUAAGAGAAUACUGUAGAUUAGUAUGUGUAUAUUAAUGAAUCAGUAUGUGGUAAGAUUGAUAUGUGACUCUGGUUAAACAGAUUGAGGUGGAGAGACAGUUGGGCGGACUCAAAGAUGGAUAUACUGAAGAACAGACAGGUGGAAGGAUGAAUCAAGUUUGGAAAGAUGGUUACAGUAUGUGGACUGGUAAAGAAAUAGAUUUUCAGUUACCUAUAUUAAAAGGAUUAGUGAGCCAACAGGUCAGUGUGUGCUCCCUGUACAUGAUGGAUCAAGCUGUACUUUAAGUUAUUUCUUCACUCUCAACAUGAAUUUUUGAACUGACAGCAUGUGAACCUUUGGAAUUGUAUAAACUGUAUGUAGCUGGAGACACACUGCACGAUCUUUUAUUUUUCAUUCACUGAACCUUGAGCUGGAGCACACUACCUGGGCCAAUGAUUUCCCCAAUUCCAAACUAACGCUUACCUUUUCUGCCACAAAUUAUUAAGCCCUGGUCUAAGCCCACUAUGACUCCAUGUGAGUGAGGCUCAUUAAAGCAUUAGCGUCGCAUGAAAGCCCAGUGGGAACAGGCCUGCUGUUUCAUUUUGGACUUGACACAUUUCGUAUUGUGAAAAAUGAAAUUCCACUUAACGUAGUGACGGCUGACAUUGAGCGUUGACAUAUUUAUUCAUUCUGUAUUUAUUUUUGUAAGUCAAUAUUUGUAACGUGAAUGAAGAGAAUACAUCUUCUAUGUAUUUUAUUUUGUCCCACGGGCCACAAUGACAAUCUUAUUUUUAUUAGAAAACAACAAAAUAUAAGGCCUCGGUUUGUAAUGUGUGUACUAAACUUUUACCCCUCAAAUUUUUAGAUAUGGUUCAAAUUUAAUUUAAUUCUGUCAUUCCCUUUUUUGCAUUAUGCCCUCUCCAGUUUUUAUUACGUGUAUUUAUUUUCCGAUACAACCCAAACUGUGGAAAUAUGGGAUCUGUGGUCAUUACAACUGUAAUAAAGUAACUGUAAUAAAAUACAUUUUAAGGUAACCUA